AUGGUGGAUCUGACAAAUGCAGAAGCUGGACCCUCACAACCACGUCCCAAACCAUUGCUACCUACCAGGCCCAUUCCUGAUCCUCCUCCAGCUACGCCUCCGAGCACUUCGAAAUCUGCUAAAAGGAGAUCAUGGUUCGGGCUGGCCCUCGGUUCACCGAGUGUGAUUACCUGUCCUGGCAAUGACAAUGAUGCCUCUCCGACGAACAAGGAUAGGAGGAAGAGUACAAGUAGUAUUCAGUCGGGCAGGGAAGAAUUAGACCUGGACCUAAUAUUCAACGAUGGAAAGGGUAAAGGGAGGGAUGGUGGAGCAGAGGGGGAAGAAGAAGAGUUAUUGACUAUAGAUGGAGAUCCGGAGAAAACGAUCAAGAAGAAGAAGAAACGAAAAUCGAAAGGUGAUUAUGAUGAAGAUCUCGAAGUGAUGAGGAUGAAGGAUUUGGGUAGAAGCACCCAGCAGACACCUAGGUCAACAUCUGAGCGGACGGUGAAAGUCAGUUUGAAUGAGAGUGAUACACCCCAACCAUUCACGAUACGGCAGCGGACGUUCUCACGUACAGCAAGUGAUCGUGAUCCAUUCUCUCCUCCCGAGCCCACAUCAUUCCCUCCCAAGACACCGACACCCAGAUCGUCCUCAUCGUCUUUGACGAACCACAGACCCAGUAUUCAGCCACAUUCCUCCUCGAGACCAUCUUCAUCGUACUCGCCCUCUCACAAGAUUCUAUCUCUACACACAGAAAAGACUCAGCCACCUAUACCUAUAGAUGUGGAUCGUCCUUUACCUCCUUUACCUCCUUUACCUCCGAAGAAUCCUUUGUCAUCGACAUCUGUCAAACCACCUGCGAUGCCUAGAGGUAUCGUCGUCACCCCAAGUAGUCCCAGGAAAUUGUCCAAGACACCUAAGAAACCACCAUUGACCCAGAGGAGAAGUAGAUCAGCGACUGGACAUUCGAGAGUACCAUCUUUGGCUUCCAAUAAGCGGUCACAUAGUAAUUCACCGGAUCCGAGCAUCAUCCUCAACAAUACUCCUGGGUCGAAAAUUGGACUUGGUCUUCCAUCAGCGCUGCUGCCCUCAUCAAGACCCAAUACUCACACCGAAUCACCACCUCCUCCACCUGUACCUUCCAAACCCCAAUCCGUAUCUUCACCUUUUCCCUCACGCUCACCUAGUCCAAUACCCAAGAUAGCAUUUGUGGAACCGGAUGGUAUAUCUGCGAAGCAUGAAGAUGUCUCCUUACCGUCUUCACAACAAGGAGAAAAAAGAAAGGUGAUAAGAAGGGCUAGGAGUUUAUCUGGGUUCUUUGGGAGAUCAUCACCUAAUCCACAAGGGACCGAAGUUGAGAAUCCGAUGCCUGCACCCGAACACAUAGAUGGUGGCUUAGGUGAAAGCGUGGGCAAAUCCAGUAGUGUCCUGGAAUGGCUGGGAGUGAAAAAGGCCGUCAGGAGGAAAACCUCUGAGUCUCACAUGAAGUCAACGGUUGAAGAUAGUUUUCCCGCUGUCAUUGGCCGGUCGGAAAGUAUUCCUGGGCAACAACAACAAGCGGCCAGUCGAGAAAGUCUGGGACCCCCUACGAACGUCGAAAACCCUGUGUCCGAAUCGCGACAGCCUACACCUCGACGACCACAACAUAAUCUCUCCCCUUCUACCGCCACUAGUCUGCCACUCACUGGACAAAGCAAGAUGAUCAGCAUUUUCUCACGGCGUUCAUCGGCCAAAACGACAGAUGAUGAAGCUGAGCCACCAAUGGUCCAAGUCGGUCCUAUGGCUAUACCCAAUGCCGGAAUGCGGAAUCAGACGGCCCAGUCAUCGGAGUCAUCCUUCAAUCUGCCUACUCAUGACCCUAUAUCGCCUUUUAUUCCCGGAAGUGGGCCGUGGGUAGCCACCCCCCAAAGCGAGAAGGACGAGAGUGAAGUUUUGUUCAGUACUCCUGAAGCUGAGCUCAGUAAUUGGGGUCCCGGGCGAAGACCGUGGAUGGAUGGAGCUGAACGCCAUAAUUCCUCUAAAUCAUCUAUAUCGUCACCGUUGGACUCACUGCCUGAACAAGGCUUACCACCCUCCCAAUCCCCUCUAAAAGCCCCGCCAGCUUUCAGAGAAGGUAGAGUCAGAUCGUGGUCUGAUGCACCUUUGCCUCCUCAAAAGCUCGUGACCCAAUCUUCUAACCCUCAUUUGCCCUUACCUCGCCCAACUACACCAAACAGUCAAUCGCCCUCGUUAACGUUAUCUGCCUCGCCUCGAACACCGUCAAGACCCAAACUGGGGGAUAGGUCCAAUUCUGGUAAUUCCGCUAUAAUAGGCCGUAUGAAAAGUGUAUUCUCGAAAUCUACAAACCGAAGUAGAAGUAGUAGUCUAUUGGGAAAAGGAAAUGCAAAUACGGAGAUCGAUGAGUUUGGGAAUAUACCGAUGGGAGGUGAUGCCGGCAGAAGUCAGAGGAUGAGACCUUCCACUUCGUCCUCUUCGAUGGCUUCUUCCGGUGCGCUCAGAGGAAGGUCAAUAGGUGAUGAUAAUGGCCGACCUGGCGUCGAAGAGCUUCAGACAAGAUCACCCAGAACUUCCUUCACACCUUCCAUUGCGUCUCUUGGGUCUAUAACUCGGCAAGAUGAGACCAAAGCCCAACGUAAGAACAGAGUACGAGCGUCGACAAUAUCACUCGCACCUACCGCAUACCAUUUCGCCCCACCUCGACCAUCUUCACCUAAUCUGUUCCCCAUUGCCGCUACUCCACCACGUCGUCGACCCGGCACCAUCCACAGGAUAUCCAAUGGAUUGUUUGGGUCAGGCUCUUCCGGUCCGUCAUCACCUAAAACUUCUUCAUCGCUCUUCCCCUUACCUGCUAGGUCGAGUGGGUCAAUGUCUUCUUCCACCGGCGGUGGGAUGGUAGGCUGGGAAGAUACUUCUGGAACAAACACGACCAACGGAUUGUUGAGUCCUGGAACCAGCCCUAGACCAUCCACUGGAAGUAUCCCUGCUGCCAUGACAAACUCGAUGAUCAAGCAGAUAUCACAGAGACAAGAUGAAGAGUCCCCUAAAGCGUGGUUGGAAAGGAUCGUUAAUAAUGUACAGAGGGACGAGAUUGCUAAUGUACUUGCUUCAAGUGGCGACGAGUUUCACACCGAAGCUUUACAAUUGUAUCUCUCGACGUUUGAUUUUACUCAUAACGCCUUGGAUGUUGCUCUGAGACGGUUAUUGAUGCACAUGAGUUUACCGAAAGAAACUCAACAGAUCGAUAGAGUGAUUGAAGCGUUCUCUAAGAGGUAUGAGGAAUGUGAGCCUGAGUUGUAUGGUCACAAGGACAACACCUACGUUCUGGCAUUCUCAAUGAUGAUGCUACAUACCGACGCAUUCAACAAAUCCAACAAGAAUAAAAUGACAAAAGUCGACUACGUUCGAAAUACACGCAUGGAAGGUGUAUCGCCUAUAGUUUUGGAAGCGUUCUUUGAUAAUAUCACCUAUACUCCAUUCAUAUUCAUAGAAGAUGAUAUGGAUCUCAAGAGAUCAUCCGGGUACGAAUCUUCUUCAUCAACCUUCGGACCUUCCACACCUACUUUCACCAACAACCCUCUGCCUUCGUCUGUUACCAGUACGAGCGGUAUGAGUAUGGGUACAAGCGGGAAGGCCAAAGUGGACGUGUAUCACAUGAUCGUCAGAGGUUUACUGGGCACACUUAGAGUAAAUAACAUAGAAAAUCAAAUCUCACCUGAAAACCCAUUUUCGUAUAGAGGGACAAGACCGUUCCUCAACCUGGAUCUGCUAUGUCAAGCUUUUGCCAAUGCCAAUAACCUCAUCAUCCCAUCUUACAUCACCACUAGUCCUGUGACGAGCGUAGGAGGCAAGCUGACGACUCCUUCCAGAAGAAAUACGGUGGGAGCCAAAGAUCAGAAAAUGGAAGAUCUGGUGUUGAGAGUGGUGAAAGUUGGACUGUUGUCCAGAAAAGACGAAUCAGAUCAAUCCUCCAAGAAAGCCUCUCGAAGGUGGAAAUCAUGGAGUGUCAUCCUCACUUCCUCUCAACUAUUAUUCUUCAAAGAUCCUACUUGGGCUCUUACGCUUCUCGAACAAAUACAAUCUCUGCGAGAUACAGAUGAUGGAUCCGGCCAAUUGCUCCUACCUCGUCAAACGUCUUUCAAACCUGAUGAAGUGUUCUCGCUCAAAGAUUGUGUGGCUGUUUUCGAUCGUACUUUUACUGCUUACCCUAAUACGUUCCGUUUCGUCAUGCCGCAAUCCCGACAAUAUCUCCUGCAAUCGUCUGACGAGUACGAAAUGAACGAGUGGAUAGGUCUUAUCAAUUACGCGGCGACGUUCAAGACUGUCAAUCUUAGAAUGAAAGGUCCUUCCAUGCGGAAAGACCAAGUUGUUUUAGCUGGAGCUGCUGCCGCUGCGUCUCACAAACGAGAAUUAAAAGGUGCGGCGGUUGCUGCAGAAGGAGCUCAUUUGACCCCGCUGGGAAGUGGUAGAAAAGCUUUCUUCGGCGAACCCAAAUCAAGUUCAAAUACCACUUUGGACAGAAAUGGACAUGAGCAUGAUCAGGGAUUGGGGUUGGUUGAUCAUCAUACCAACACCAGUCUUCCAGAUGGGAAUGCGAAGAUGAAAGUGAAGAACGGGAAUAUAGAUGUAGACGGACCUGACCAGGUUGUACAUGAGGGUGAACAAUUGGAGGAAGUCUUUGGAGUGGUCAAAGCUGAAUUAGCAGCUGGUCGAGGCGAGGCUGGAUCCAACAGGCCUUCAACCUCUAGUGAUUUAGUUCAGGAGAAACUACCGGUGAAGAUGGACACAAGACAUAUACAUACCUCGAGAGUAUCUCUGAUUUAUGAACACCUUAACACUCUACGCGAGAAAUGUCGACCCAUUGAAGACUCCUUACGAUCAUCUUUGAUCCUGGUCCGAAACAUAUCGCUCCUCACUCCCUUUCAAAAAUCCACUCGAGAUAAAAUAUCGUCAUCCAUCCCCUCCCUGGCCCACAAGAUACGGAACGAUCGACUGAAUAUUACAAAAUUGAAAUUGUGGAUCAAAGUUUUAGAGCACGAGGGUGAGAGGGAAGAUAGGGAAUGGAAAAUUGUCAGACAUGUGGCCCUCCAAGCUGCGGCCAGGAGUUUGAGGGAAGAUUCCUUGGUUGGUGUGGUCAAGGAUGUCAAUAGUGCACAAGGUAUCGAAAAGGAAGUACCAAAAUUGGAAAUACCUGAACCAAAUCACUCCGGAUCAUCAUCCCCGUCACCGUCUUCUUCUCUGGUUGCGAAUGCGGGUGCGGAAGAGAGGAAUAACAGGAGCGAGAUUACUAGUCCUGUGGAAUUACCAGAGAUGAUCAGAAGAUCGAGUGAAGAACCGUUAGUUGAAAAUAAACAACAUCAACAGGGGAGAAAACCAAGUAAGAGUGAUCAACUGAAUAGAAGUCCUGCUGGUGGUGUCCACUCCACGGGGUUGGCGAUGAGGAAAUCGAAUUCUGCCAAUGACUUGUUAAAUCCCAAUACUUUCGUACAAUGCAGAAGAUCAAGUGAGAUUGAAGAAACACCUGAUCCUAGGUCUGGUUCUGCAUCGGAAAAGUACGAUCUAUCUCAUUCUCCUAAUCUGUCGGUCGAUACGCCCAUGAUGAUGUUUACUAUGGAAUCGCCCUUGGAAGUUCCCUCCGAGAAGAUGGCGGACCAGGAUAAGGCGCAUUGA
Kwoniella mangroviensis CBS 8507 is the source of this 5646-nucleotide messenger RNA. RefSeq lists its product as uncharacterized. NCBI's taxonomy places the organism in Eukaryota, Fungi, Basidiomycota, Tremellomycetes, Tremellales, Cryptococcaceae. The record is from RefSeq and is a predicted model, not a curated record. Bases 1 to 5646 code for a protein of 1881 amino acids. The transcript has 7 exons. Gene Ontology annotation, molecular function: guanyl-nucleotide exchange factor activity. Gene Ontology annotation, biological process: regulation of ARF protein signal transduction.